Acanthaster planci (crown-of-thorns starfish) is the source of this 2589-nucleotide messenger RNA. RefSeq names its product monocarboxylate transporter 12-like. Gene Ontology annotation, biological process: transmembrane transport. NCBI's taxonomy places the organism in Eukaryota, Metazoa, Echinodermata, Asteroidea, Valvatida, Acanthasteridae. The record is from RefSeq and is a predicted model, not a curated record. Gene Ontology annotation, molecular function: monocarboxylic acid transmembrane transporter activity.
AUGGCUCUUGGACGCAGCCUUGUCAUCAUACUCGCCUGUGCAACCCUCAGCGAGCAUCUGGACAACAGAGAAUUUGCUCUGGCGUCGGGAAUCGCCAAAACGGGCGCCGCACUGGGCUACACUGGCAUACCGCCACUGGUGCAACUGUGCCUGGAUACAUACGGAUGGAGGGGAACCAUGCUGAUCUUGGGUGCGCUAUGCGCUCACCUGGUAGUGUGCGGCGCUUUGAUCGUCUCCUCAGAAACCGGGGGUGCAGGAACAAAUCUUAAAAGUGGCUACCAGUCACUGUCAAAUGGCGACACAUGCCCUGACACAGAAAGAAUACAGCAAGAACCGAAUCCAAAACGCCUCCUGCUGCCACUGAAGUCCUUCUAUCAACGCGUGAAGGCUGCUUUUGGUCUGUCCAUGAUAUAUGACUUCAACUUUUGGAAUGUGACACAAAUAAGUAUCAUAAGUAAGAUUGCGUUGAUGGCCUGGGUAAUUUAUUUUGUACCACACGCAGAAAACAGGGGAUUUUCGGGGGAAACUGCUGCACUGAUGGUUACAGUAGCAGGAGUUGGUCAUCUUGCUGGUAUCCUUGUCAGUAGCUUGCUUGUUUUUAAAGGAAUCCUGUCCAGUAUGGGCUGCCUUAUGUUAGCGAUUCCUUUCACUGCAGUGCCACUAUGCAUCGAUACCUGGAUGACCAGUAGGUGGUUAAUGGCGGCCAAUGCCACGGUUCUCAUGCUCGCCCUUGGCUGCUCGUUUACGAUGUCCACGGUCGUGCUAAAGGAAGUACUGGGGGACGAGAUAUUCCCUGCCGCUCUUGGUUGGACGACUUUCUUUGCUGGCCUCUUCAAAUUGCUCGGGGGCUUCCUUCCAGGUUGGGUGUUUGAUCACAGCGGUAGCUUCGAGGUUGGAUUCGCCAUCAUAGGCGCUCUGCAGUUCACACCGUUUAUACCAAUUAUCGCACAGAGACUGCUGUGCUCUAAAACAAAUUAAAUGAUCCUGUCUGGCACUACUACAGCAAUGAGCAUUACAACAAUCAGCUCAUUUCACAAGUGGGCAGAGACCAAGGUGGAAGGUCUUAUUAAUCAGGAAAAGAUCAGAGAGACGUGAUCGGAAAUACAGUGAGGGAAGUGCCGGGCGUAUUAAUUAAGCACCCAUUAGCUUAUCUGACGUAUUAUCGACUUAAUAGGGUGCCUUUGUUUUGUUUGUUUGAAUGUAAUCUGUGUGUUAAGUGUAAUUUUACCCUUUUAAAAUUGAGCCCUCCUGUCCGACAUGUUACGAAAAGGCAAAUAAACCUAAUAAACCAAUGUUCCAUAAACAACUUAUCGCGAUAUAGAUACAGAUACCAGUUUCAUAUUGCCGGUUAACGCUGUUCCUUCUCUAUUUUGUGUCAUCGCAGAAGUAAGCAAUGACGUAUAUAAACAUGUAGCCGGUUUGAAACUUGCCCAGGAUCGAAAAUAUUGAAACUUUGUUUUCCCACUGAAUUUUGCUAUUUGUCACCACUUUUAUAAAUGUUAUUUAAUUAAUGUGCAUUUCGUUUUCAUAUGGAAAUUUCAUCAGAUAAUCAGCAACAGAUGGAGAACAAUGGUGAUCUAAUACUGUCUGACAGCGAAAUGUCGAAGUUGGGCAACUAUCGUUGCAUUUUUACGUAUCAUUUAAGGAGGAUUAAGGUUACGAUAAGCUCUCUGAUUUUGUUUUUUAAAUACAGGUAGAGGGUUAUAACUGGCAAUAGGUAUUCCAGUAGUAGUCAAAUAACUUAAUAUUUUCUGCGAUUUGGAAUAUGUCACACCUUGUUAGUCUUGGGUAUAUAAUUUAAAGUUUAACGACGGCUUUGCACUAAGAUUUAAUAGUUACAACAUUAAUUUAUGGUUAUGUUAUCCUUUUCUUGAGGAAUAACUAUCUGGCUUACCGACGUCAAUAACGGCCAUUUUAAUGAUGUAGAUUGUCGGAUAUAGAAUGAGAGAAGCAGAAACAGUGGCCCGAGAACACCGGAAAUACUAAAAAAAAAUUUGAGGAUUUUUGCUGAAUUGAAGAACAAAAUAGUGGAUAUGAAUAAGUAAUUACAUGUUAAGGUACUUUUUAAAAUCGAAGCAUGAUAAACCUGUGUUACAUAAGUGUGCUCUACAACUUCUUACUUUAUCGUACAUAGAAAGAAUGACUCAAAACACUUCAACCAACAUGACCGACGAGAAGAUUCUGGAGUGACUGAAUGAGUCAUUUACAUUUUCAGUGUUGACCUAAACAAGCUUCUGCCGCAGACGGAUGUUUUCUGUGCCCGAACUCACUAAAUCAUACAGUAGCAUUUCCAGCAAAUUCUACAUUUCGCUGAUGUCGAUGCCAAUGCGAAUGAUGUACGAAUGUAUCUUUACCAGAAAAAAAAAUCUUUUUCAGGUUGGAGUUAAAAAUCAUGUAGCUCACGUAACUUUGAAUUUAGUAGGCACAACUAAAUAAUCUUUUAAAACCAAAUCAGUUCUUCAUGUGCUGUUUAAAGUGUCGAAAAAUUUGAAUAAUUAGAAUCGUUGAUAGAAUGAAUUACUGACUUCAAAUGACAAAAAUUCGGAUUCUAAGCAUUUUGAUUGAGAAGGAGACUCUGGAGUGAAUGAC